Messenger RNA from Phytophthora nicotianae INRA-310, 300 nucleotides. RefSeq lists its product as hypothetical. Lineage: Eukaryota; Oomycota; Peronosporomycetes; Peronosporales; Peronosporaceae. The record is from RefSeq and is a predicted model, not a curated record. Bases 1 to 300 code for a protein of 99 amino acids. The transcript has a single exon.
AUGGACUAUCGGCACUCCGGUGGUGCUGGUAGUGAUUGUAAUGGGUUAUUUGCUUCAGCAUCAUCAACGAUGGCGCUGCAUAUGUACAGAGGUACCGGCUUUGGCGGCGAGGUUGCGCCGAACCUGUCAGCAAUCUCGGAUACAGUUGGUAUCCUAGGAGUGCGUGCUGUAGGUGCAAUACGCGGAGGAGAAGACGUCACCAGUGCCGGUGGCUUCGCCUCUUCUUCACUACGCGUACGCUUCAAGGUCGAAGCGUCCGGAACGUCAUCACGAGCACGUCAUGAUCCAGUAAGUGGAUAG